GCUCCUUCUGGCUCCUAGUCAUUGGCUUUACCUUAAACCCUCAAAACCACCCAGUGCAUAAAACUAGGGCGCAAUUUCUCCUCCUCCUCUCUCUCCCCCUGAUUUGAAUUUUCAGGUCUUUGCCGCACUCUACACAGAGCCCGGAAUGAACAAUCUGAAGCUUUACUCGGAGCUCUCUUCGAAGCUCGAGCUAGAGUCGAAGGAAGAAGACGAAUCCGUACUAUUAUCGGCCUUCGAUAUCGAGCAGAGCCGCUUGUUCUUUGCUUCUUCUGCCAACCGUAUUUACACCACUCAUCUCUCCUCAUUCCAUAAUGAAAGGGCGUGGAGCUUAUCUGCGGACGUGGAUUCCAUCGACUUGGAGCCCAAUGACUACAUCACCGCCUUGGAGUAUCUGAUGGAGAAAGAGGCGCUGGUAAUAGGGACUUUUGAUGGGCUUUUGUUGCUGCAUGGUGUGGAUGGAAAUGAAACCACCAUGGUUGGCAGAGUGGAGGGUGGGGUUAGGUGCAUCUCACCCAGUCCUGACGGGGAUGUGCUUGCUGUAAUAAGUCGUCUGGGGCAGAUAAUGGUUAUGACUCAUGAUUGGGAUUUGCUUUAUGAGACUGCACUGGAGGUUGUUCCUGAAGGUGUUGACGUACGUGAACCCACCUAUUCUAGAUAUGAGAGUCCCAUUUCUUGGCGAGGUGAUGGGAAGUACUUUGUGACACUGAGUGAAGUUUGUGAUUCUAUUACCUUGCUUAAGAGGAUUAAGGUAUGGGAACGAGAUUCAGGGGCAUUGCAUGCUACUUCAGAAUCAAAGGCAUUUAUGGGAUCAGUAAUUGAAUGGAUGCCAAGUGGAGCAAAAAUUGCGGCUGUUUGUGACAGGAAAACAGAUAAUGAGUGCCCAUCAAUAGUUUUCUUUGAGAGGAAUGGGUUAGAAAGAAGCUCAUUCAGCAUCAAUGAGCAAAUUGAUUCAACAAUAGACAUUCUGAGGUGGAAUUGCACAUCAGAUCUUCUUGCAGCUAUUGUCAGAUGUGAGAAACAUGAUGCUGUAAAGAUCUGGUUGUUCAGCAAUAAUCAUUGGUACUUAAAGCAUGAAAUUAGGUACUCUAAGAAGGAUGGAGUGAAGUUCAUGUGGGACCCGACAAAACCAAUGCAGUUGAUUUGUUGGACUCUUGGGGGGCAUAUCACACUUUACAACUUCGUCUGGAAUACGGCUGUCACAGAGAACUCAAUAUCAUUAGUUGUUGAUGAUUCCAAGAUUUUUGUGACUCCCCUUGCUUUGUCUCUUAUGCCACCUCCUAUGUAUCUAUUCAAUCUGAAAUUCCCGACUGCUGUCCGGGAGAUAUCUUUAUAUUCCAAGAAUACUAAGAACUGUUUGGCUGCUUUUCUAUCAGAUGGUUGUUUGUGUGUCGUAGAGCUCCCCACAGUUGAUACUUGGGAUGAACUUGAAGGCAAACAAUUUAUUGUUGAAGCCUCCAUAUCUGAAUCUGUGUUUGGAUCUAUUGUGCAUCUUAUAUGGUUGGAUUCGCAUAUACUGCUUGCUGUUUCCCGUUAUGGUUUUGAUCACUACUUGUCCAAAACUUCAUCAAAUGAGGAUGGGCUUCUUGGCUUUUAUUUGCAGGAAAUUGAGCUUUCAUGCUCUGAGGAUCAUGUCCCAGGUUUGCUGACAUGCUCAGGCUGGCAUGCAAAAAUUUCCCAUCAAAACUCUCUGGAAGGGCAGGUUAUCGGUAUUGCUCCCAACCCCACCAAAAGAUGUUCAGCUUAUAUUCAGUUUGAUGGAGGAAAAAUUUUUGAGUAUACGAGUAGGAUAGGAGCCCUGAAACAUAAUGAUUUGAGUUUCUUAUCAUCUUGCCCUUGGAUGAGUGUGGUUUCAGUUGUUGAUGGUGGAUCAUUGAAGCCUUUGCUUUUUGGACUCAAUGACAUUGGCAGGUUGAGUGUUGGUGGGAGGAUAUUGUGCAGCAACUGCAGCAGUUUUUCAUUGUACUCCAAUUUGGCUGAUCAAGUGAUCACGCAUUUAAUUCUUGCCACUAAACAGGAUUUGCUCUACAUAGUUGGCAUUAAUGAUAUCUUGCAUGGAAAAUUAGAAAUGUAUGAGGAUUUCAUCCACACCGGUAACAGGAGAAGAGAGGAAAUUAAAACGUUUAUAAAUAUAUGGGAAAGAAGUGCCAAAAUUGUUGGCGUCCUGCAUGGAGAUGAAGCUGCUAUCAUAUUACAAACAACUAGGGGAAAUAUGGAAUGUAUCUACCCUAGAAAAUUAGUCCUGGCCUCUAUCGUCAAUGCAUUGGUCCAAGAACGCUUCAGAGAUGCACUACUCAUGGUGAGGCGGCAUAGGAUAGAUUUCAAUGUCAUUGUUGAUCAUUGUGGUUGGCAAGCAUUCCUCCAAUCAGCUGCAGAGUUUGUUAGGCAGACUAACAAUUUGAGCCACAUAACUGAGUUUGUUUGUGCCAUAAACAAUGAGAAUGUCACAGAGGGACUGUACGGAGAUAUCAUAUCCUUACCUUGCUCAAAGGACAUCAAAGAUCUGAAAGCUAGAGACCCGAAAGGUCUUGAUGUCAAUAACAAGGGUUCUUCUGUUCUGCUGGCCAUAAGGAAGGCUCUUGAAGAACAACUACCAGAAAGCCCUGCAAGGGAGCUUUGUAUCUUGACUACUCUUGCUCGUAGUGAUCCCCCAUUGCUUGAAGAAGCUUUGGCGAGAAUAAAAGUUACUCGUGAAAUGGAAUUAUCAAGUUCGAAUGACCCUAAAAGAAGGUCUUACCCUUCUGCUGAAGAAGCUUUGAAGCAUCUCUUGUGGUUAUCUGAUUCCGAGGCUGUGUUUGAGGCUGCUUUAGGCCUUUAUGAUUUGAACCUUGCUGCUAUAGUAGCAUUGAACUCACAGCGAGAUCCAAAAGAAUUUCUUCCUUUCCUUCAAGAGUUGGAACACAUGCCAGUUCUCUUAAUGCGCUACAAUAUUGACCUUAGGCUGCGCAGGUAUGCGAAUGCUCUCAAACAUAUCGUUUCUGCAGGAGAUGCUCAUUAUGACGAUUUUAUGAACCUCAUGAAGAAAAAUCCUCAACUUUUUCCUUUGGGACUUCAACUUAUCAAUGAUCCUGCCAAGAGGAAGCAAGUCCUCGAGGCAUGGGGAGAUCAUCUUAGUGGGGAAAAAUGUUUCGAGGAUGCAGCUAUAACUUAUUUGUGCUGUUUCAGUUUGGAAAAGGCUUUAAAGUCAUAUCGUGCUUGUGGUAAUUGGAGUGGUGUGCUUACAGUGGCUGGGCUCCUUGAGAUGGGAAAAGAUGAGGUCAUGCAACUGGCUCGUGAGCUUUCUGAAGAACUUCAAGCUCUUGGUAAACCAGGGGAAGCUGCCAAAAUUGCUCUGGAGUAUUGUGGAGAUGUAAAUGAGGGCAUUAAUUUGUUAAUUAGUGCAAGAGACUGGGAGGAAGCUUUGAGGGUUGCAUUUUUGCACAGGAGAGAGGAUUUGAUCUUGGAAGUGAAGAAUGCAUCUUUGGAAUGUGCAAGCAUGCUGAUAGGAGAAUACGAGGAAAGUUUGGAAAAAGUAGGGAAGUAUCUGGCCCGCUACUUAGCUGUUCGACAGAGAAGAUUACUUCUUGCUGCAAAGCUGCAGACAGAGGAACGGUCAACGAGUGAUCUUGAUGAUGAUACUGCUUCAGAGGCUAGCAGUAAUUUCAGUGGAAUGAGUGCUUACACCACAAGGACCAGGAAGACCACCACGUCUUCCAUCAUCUCAAGUGCGGCAAGCAAGGCCAGAGACAUGAGACAACAGAGAAAGAGAGGAAAAAUCCGUCCUGGAAGCCCUGGUGAGGAGAUGGCUCUGGUGGAGCAUUUGAAAGGCAUGGCUCUAACAGCUGGAGCGAAGCAUGAACUCAAAUCUUUACUGGGAUCCCUUGUAAUGACCAGUGAGGAAACAACUGCAAGGAAGCUGCAACACACCGCAGAGAACUUUCAAAUAUCUCAAAUGGCAGCAGUUCAGCUAGCUGAAGAUGCUAUGCCGAGUGAUAACAUAAAUGAGCAAGCACAUACUUUGGAGCUCUACAUACAAAGAGUGAAAAGUGAAGCGCAAAAUUCAGAGGCCUUCUUUUGGCGGUCUAAAAUAUUCCUCUCUCCUUGAUAGGCUUGUUUAGUAAAAUUUAUCAAAUAACUCCUGGGUUCUGCCUGGACAUGUGUCCUAAUCUGAUUUCUAGUCCGACUCCCAACACAAAUCAGAGAAAAUCAAAGUGCGGUGUGAUCUUGUUCUUACAUUAGAAAUCGGUAGCAUCCCAUUGUAAACGUUUGAUUUGUUGAAUGAACAGUGAAAGUCCUCGUUUAUGGGCGGUUCA
Messenger RNA from Juglans regia (Persian walnut), 4289 nucleotides. RefSeq names its product elongator complex protein 1. Bases 146 to 4081 code for a protein of 1311 amino acids. The record is from RefSeq and is a predicted model, not a curated record. NCBI's taxonomy places the organism in Eukaryota, Viridiplantae, Streptophyta, Magnoliopsida, Fagales, Juglandaceae. Gene Ontology annotation, cellular component: elongator holoenzyme complex; cytosol. Gene Ontology annotation, biological process: tRNA wobble base 5-methoxycarbonylmethyl-2-thiouridinylation. The transcript is spliced from 5 exons. Gene Ontology annotation, molecular function: protein binding; tRNA binding.